GGAAGCUGAAAGAGCACAGCGCCAUGCAGGCUCCAGUGAAGGAUUCCCCCGUCAGACCGGGUUUCCACAGGCUGGAGGUCCAGAAAACGACGUGGGACAUCCCCGAGCGAUACACGACGCUGCGGUCGAUCGGCUCCGGAGCCUAUGGGACAGUGUGCUCCGCCAUUGACCAGAGGACCAAGGAGAAGGUGGCCAUCAAGAAGCUGUAUCGGCCUUUCCAGUCCCUCAUCCACGCCAAACGGGCCUACAGGGAGCUCAGGCUGCUCCGUCACAUACAGCAUGAAAAUGUGAUCUGCCUCCUUGACGUCUUCACACCUGACGCCACACUGGACAAAUUCCAAACCUUUUAUAUGGUAAUGCCAUUUGUAGCCCAGGAUCUUGGCCACAUUAUGAAGAGGAGGAGAUUAACUGAUCGCAUCAUCACAUACCUGUUCUACCAGCUUCUAAGAGGACUCAAGUAUAUUCAUUCUGCAGGGAUCAUUCAUCGGGAUCUGAAGCCCGGUAACCUUGCUGUUAAUGAAAACUGUGAAUUAAAGAUCCUGGAUUUUGGCUUGGCAAGACAGACAGAGAGUGAAAUGACUGGUUAUGUUGUAACACGCUGGUACAGAGCACCAGAGGUCAUAUUCAACUGGAUGCAUUACAGUCAGACAGUGGAUGUGUGGUCAGCCGCGUGUAUCCUGGCAGAGAUGAUUACUGGCCAGGUACUUUUCCCAGGACAUGAUAGUAUUGAUCAGCUGAAAAAGAUCCUCCGCCUGACAGGGACACCAGAUUCUUCGCUGGUUCAGAAGAUGCAGAGUAAAGAUGCGCAGUCCUAUGUGCAAGGUCUCCCUCCACAAAAGAAGAAAAACUUCAAGGAGGUGUUUCUGUCCAUGGAUGAAAAUGCUGUAGACCUAAUGGAGGGGAUGUUGCUGCUAGAUCCAGAGACGAGGCUGACAGCUAAGCAGGGACUGUCCCACCCCUUCCUGGCUGAAUAUCAUGACCCAGAGAGUGAGCCAGACUCUGGGCCUUAUGACGAUUCCUUCGAGAGCCUGGAGCUCGCCGUUGGCGAGUGGAAGAGUCUUAUCCACAUGGAGAUCAUGACCUUCGACCCUGACAACCCCAGUAAGACAGCCAUGUAGCAUGCUGUGACGUACUGGCGCCUCCAAGUGUUUGGUUUUAAUACCCACACAUGCUGUAAAGGUCAACAACACCGUCAGACUCAGAGAAACAAACCCAAAAAAACAUUAAAAAUAUCCUGAAAGUCCCGUUUUUGUUCAUCUGACAUGUAUUGCAGUUAAAAUGCAUUUUACUCAAAAACACUGAACCACUUAACUAUCAAAUGCCGUCUUCUCAUUUCAGUAAGAACAAUGACAAAAUAAUUUUAACUCAGGGUCCACUUACUACCUUUGUUCUGAGACUUUCGACUACAUCUCAUGGUUUUCAUCUCAACGCUCUCUCUCUGUGAAAUGUUACAUGUUCGAUUCAUCAGGUGUCAGACUGUAAGAUAAGGUUGAAGGCUAUGAAAAAAAACCCAAGUGCACCUCCAGUUAAGAUUAUUUUUGCCAAAUUUCUAUUUCCAAGGUCAAGGAUAAACUUUCACAUUCCAGAAAAAUAUUUAUUUUAUUAACAACUGCAAAGUAGAUGGUAAAAGAGGUGUGUGAAAAUAUUAGCUGAGAUUACUAUACAUUUACUAUACAUUUAAUGAAUUACAUUACUAUAAAUCUGGCUGAGAUAGACAAAGCCAUAGACUCACAAAUUGUGAGUGUGUGUGUGUU
Xiphias gladius (swordfish) is the source of this 1754-nucleotide messenger RNA. Its product is annotated as STKc_p38 domain-containing protein. Lineage: Eukaryota; Metazoa; Chordata; Actinopteri; Istiophoriformes; Xiphiidae. The record is from RefSeq and is a predicted model, not a curated record. Bases 24 to 1118 code for a protein of 364 amino acids. Gene Ontology annotation, biological process: intracellular signal transduction; protein phosphorylation. Gene Ontology annotation, cellular component: cytoplasm; nucleus. The transcript is spliced from 12 exons. Gene Ontology annotation, molecular function: ATP binding; MAP kinase activity.